This is a messenger RNA of Vicia faba (fava bean), 2508 nucleotides long. The record is from the annotation of a GenBank genome assembly. NCBI's taxonomy places the organism in Eukaryota, Viridiplantae, Streptophyta, Magnoliopsida, Fabales, Fabaceae.
AUGGCAUUGUUUAAGAGUCGAAACAGUAGGAGAUCAUCAUCACCAUCAUAUGUAUCAACCCUGGUAACAUUAGGAUUUAUAGCAUUAUGUGUUUUUGGUGUGUGGAUGCUAAACUCCAACUCUAGGCUUUCACCUGAAACAGGCGAAGAAGAGAGCACUGCCACGACCACACGAACAGCCGUUGAUACAUCCGAAACCAGAAACAAUGAUUUAUCUACCUCGGAUGAAACCACUGCCAAAAAAACUGAAGAAACGGUAGAAACCACCACCGUCGUUGUCCCCAAAACUGAAGAGCAAAAGGAGACUUCUACGGCCGUUUAUGGAGAUAAUCCCGGACAUCUACCUGAGGAUGCCAUUAAAUCUGAUGAUAAAAACACAAACAAUGAUCAAAACAAACAGCAAAGUGCUGUUACUGAUUCUCAGAUAUCGGAGGAAAGCUCGAUAAUGCAAAAAGAACAAGUGUCUGCAAUACAAGAACCUAAUUUAGAUGAGAAAGUUUCUGAGCCUGAGAAAGUUCAGCAAAGUAGCGUUGAAGCUGCUGAAGAAAACAAAAAGGAGGAAGAAGAGACUACCAAGCCUCAAGAUGUUACAGAAUCUAACGACGCGAAUGCGGCUGAAAGUCAAGAACAAAGCACGGGACAACAAAGUUUUGACACACAAGGGUCUAAAAACGAUGAAGAUGAAGCAAAUAAAGAACAAUUAAGAGAAGACAAAGGCGAGAAUGAAGAGAAACAGAUCUCUCAAAGCUCUAAGGUAGAAUCGGAGAUAAAUAAUGGAAAGCAAAGUGAAGGUGAAGAAACAGUGAAGCCAAAAGCAAAGAAAGGAGGACAUUCAAAGAAGACGUGGACAACGCAAGUAGAUCAAUCCCAAAACGAAAAAAAGAGACAGAAAGGCGAUGAAUCAGGAGGAAGUGAAGAGAAACAACAAGACUACAAGUGGAGUCUGUGUAAUGUUACCGCAGGUGCUGAUUAUAUCCCUUGUUUGGACAAUGAAAAAGCCAUUAAAAUGUUACAUUCGACAAAACACUUUGAACAUAGAGAAAGACAUUGUCCCGAGGAUGCACCUACUUGUCUGGUGCCACUUCCUGAAGGUUAUAAAACACCCAUCAGAUGGCCCAACAGCAGAGAUAAGAUAUGGUACCACAAUGUACCACAUGUGAUGCUGGCCGAGGUAAAGGGACAUCAAAAUUGGGUGAAGAUGACAGGUGAAUACCUGACAUUCCCAGGAGGUGGCACCCAAUUCAUUCAUGGAGCUUUACACUACAUUGAUUUUCUCCAACAGGCUGAAGCUGGUAUUGCAUGGGGAAAGCACACCAGGGUGAUUUUGGAUGUUGGCUGCGGAGUUGGAAGUUUUGGCGGUUACCUAUUUGAAAGAGAUGUUAUUGCAAUGUCUUUAGCACCGAAAGACGAACAUGAAGCACAAGUUCAAUUUGCACUUGAGAGAGGCAUUCCUGCCAUAUCUGCUGUUAUGGGUUCUCAAAGGCUGCCAUUCCCUAACGGUGUUUUUGAUCUCAUUCAUUGUGCGCGAUGUCGAGUACCUUGGCAUGCAGAAGGUGGCAAGCUGCUUUUGGAAUUGAAUCGAGUUUUGCGGCCAGGUGGCUAUUUUGCUUGGUCUGCUACUCCUGUAUACCAAAAGCUUGAAGAAGAUGUUGAGAUAUGGAAGGAAAUGACUUCACUAACUAAGGCCAUGUGUUGGGAGCUUGUAACUAUCAACAAGGAUAUACUAAACAAAGUUGGUGCUGCCAUUUACCGCAAACCUACAUCCAAUGAAUGUUACGAGCAAAGAGAGAAAAACGAACCUCCGCUAUGCAAGGAUGAUGAUGAUCCAAAUGCUGCCUGGUAUGUACCUCUGCAGGCAUGCAUGCAUAAGGUGCCCACAAACAAGGCUGAGAGAGGAACCAAAUGGCCUGAAGUUUGGCCUCAACGAGUGCAAAAAGCCCCAUAUUGGUUAAACAACUCACAGGUGGGGAUCUAUGGAAAACCAGCUUCUAAAGAUUUUGUAGAAGACACUGAACGUUGGAAGAACGUGAUGGACGAGCUGACCAACAUUGGUGUAACUUGGGCUAACGUGAGAAAUGUCAUGGACAUGAGAGCUGUCUAUGGAGGAUUUGCAGCAGCACUGAGGGAACUUCCAAUUUGGGUGUUCAAUAUAGUGAACAUAGAUGCUCCUGACACACUACCAAUAAUCUAUGAGAGGGGUCUUUUUGGGAUAUACCAUGACUGGUGUGAAUCAUUCAGCACGUAUCCACGAUCUUACGAUCUACUUCACGCAGAUAAACUUUUCUCCAAGAUUAAAGAGAGGUGCAAACUUGUUCCUGUUAUUGCAGAGGUUGAUAGAAUAAUGAGACCGGGAGGGACAUUGGUUGUUCGUGAUGAACCUAGCAUCAUCAGCGAAGUGGAGACUUUGUUAAAAUCUCUACAUUGGGAAAUAAUCUACUCCAAAGAACAAGAAAGUUUGCUCUCUGCAAGGAAAGGAACUUGGAGGCCUAUUACCAUAGCUUCUUCCUGA